UGGUAAUACUUUCCUGCGAUUAAAUGCCUCGCGUCGAACGAGUUUUGCUAAUAUUUAAUAAUUUUACAGUACAUAUUUGUUUGUUACAACUCGUCGAAUAAUUCUUAAAGAAUUUCUCCAAAAUGUCAAAAGCACAUCCACCAGAGUUAAAAAAAUUUAUGGACAAAAGGCUGUCAUUGAAAUUAAAUGGUGGUAGAUCAGUGACUGGAGUGCUUCGUGGAUUUGAUCCAUUCAUGAAUCUUGUAGUCGAUGAUUCAGUAGAAGAACUUAAGGAUGGGGGUAGAAAUCAAAUUGGAAUGGUUGUGAUUCGAGGAAACAGCAUAGUCAUGGUAGAAGCUUUAGAUCGAAUUUAGCAUAACUGUUUAGAAAUAAGUAAUUUUAUAAUUUUAUUUUUAUGUUAUAUGUAAGGAAAAAAAUAAAACAUUCUUUUUGAAGUGCUAUAUUCAAUUUUCUUUUAUACCAUUGUAA
Molecule: messenger RNA, 468 nt
Organism: Ctenocephalides felis (cat flea)
Lineage: Eukaryota; Metazoa; Arthropoda; Insecta; Siphonaptera; Pulicidae
Gene: SNRPG
Product: probable small nuclear ribonucleoprotein G
Exons: 3
Coding region: 123-353 (76 amino acids)
Biological process (GO): mRNA splicing, via spliceosome; spliceosomal snRNP assembly
Cellular component (GO): P granule; spliceosomal tri-snRNP complex; U12-type spliceosomal complex
Molecular function (GO): RNA binding
Source: RefSeq, a predicted model, not a curated record